This is a messenger RNA of Yamadazyma tenuis ATCC 10573, 2256 nucleotides long. It is a transcript of the gene COG6, whose product is annotated as Golgi transport complex subunit. Lineage: Eukaryota; Fungi; Ascomycota; Pichiomycetes; Serinales; Debaryomycetaceae. The record is from RefSeq and is a predicted model, not a curated record. Gene Ontology annotation, biological process: intra-Golgi vesicle-mediated transport. Gene Ontology annotation, cellular component: COG complex.
AUGGAGUUUAUAGAGUUCGACUCGUUCCAGGACGAUGAAAUAGCCCAGCCGCAGCCGGCGUUAUCCAUAUCGAUCCCUUCCAACAUUGAGACCUUGAGUAAGAGAAUCCCCAAUCUCAACGGAUUCAAGAAUCUCUUGAAUUUCGAGGACAAGUCCAGCGAACCCCAAACACAAACAAUUGCCAGUGAAAAGUCUGUUGAACUGGACCAGAGCUCUGAAAAAUACGCCCAGAUCUCCUUGAAAAUCAUCGAUCAUGAUGCAGACUCAAAGGAAGUACCUAUAUCAGCUGAAUAUAAUUUGACCACCAGGUUGUCCAAGGUGUUGAAUAACAAUAUCAACGAUAAAUUGGUGAAAGAGAUCUUCAACUUGGAAUUGAACGAGACUGAGUUGAUAGACUCAAGUGUUAUGGGUUCCUUGUCACGAAAGAAGUUGAGAAGCAAAAUCGAAGUCAAUCUUAUAAAGAAUCAGAGUGUUUUCUUGAAGGAGUUCAGUCCUAUGGUCAAGCAGUUUAGACUGAUGGACAACAAGCUUACACAACUAAACAAGUUGAGCGACACAAACAACGAGAGGCUUCACGACAUUUUUCAGGACUUGGAGCAGUUCAACAAGGAGUUUAAGGCAUUGAAUGAGCAAAAGACUCUUGUGAGUCUCAAGAAGAACCUUUUGGUGAACUUCAAAAAGAAGUUCAUUUUGAACGAGUAUGAAGAGUUUUCCAUUAGCAGUAAUGAGGUGAAUGAGGAGUUCUUCAAAGCAUUAGUCAAGUUGGAUGCCAUUAACGAAGCAUCUUCAAUUUUGCUAUCCAUCGAUAAUUCCAACUUGGGAAUGAAUAUCAUGAAAAAAAUCUCAAAUCUCAUUGAUAGAUCCAACCACACCUUGAGUACCUUCGUGAAACGGUCUCUUAUAUACCCGGUUUGGGUAAAUUCUGAUACCAAACUAAAGAACUUCCAUAAUAGUGUCAAGUUUUUGAAAACCAGAAGUCCUCAUUCGUUUGACCAAGUGCUACAAGACUUUGCAACUGACAGAUCAAAGCUGUUGAUCGAAGACUUUAACCGACAAACAGAAAUACUAGGAGCUCAUGAUCCCGUUAGGUAUAUAGGAGACUUAUUGGCCUAUGUGCAUUCUAUGGUGAUCAAUGAAAUCGAGCUCAUGAACUCUAUCUUCAAAGUCAACGAGCGUGAGAUGAAACACGAGUCUUUUAUCACCCAAGACGACAUAAAGAUGUUCACUGAAUGUAUAACAAUAUUGCUAGACAAGAUCUUUGACAGGUUAUCGAGAAGUAUUAAGUCUCGUUUUGAACAAUUGAUAUCAUUAGAGUUGAAAAUCAAGGUGGUUUACUCCAUAUUCAAUUUGUUUGACUUGUAUAAGCUUAUGUUCGAAAAGAACUUCACAAACUCCAAUUCAUUGACCAGAACCAUUCGAGAAUUGAUUUCGUUCACUCAGUUGAGACUUUUUGACCUUACCCAUAAUAACCUCAAAUCAAUCAAGACCAGCAAUCUGGCCCAGUUAGACUUGAACUCAGACCUUCAGCCUCCUGAGUGGAUCAUAGACUUUUACUCAGAUGUACUUCCCAUUGUGGAGCAGUCGAAUACUACCUUUGAUUCGGUGUUUGGUUUGGAUGAGGAAAGGCAAGCUAUGUUUCUCAGUUCCAUUGUCAAUGAACCAAUAGACAUUCUUAACCAGCAUAUUAAAAUGAAAGAGUUUGGCCUGUUGGAGAAAAUCAUUUUGAGGUUGAACUCCAUUGAUUUGAUACUAUCCAAGAUCCUUCCCAUCAAUGUGUUCAACGACAUGGUAAUCGAACUUAAUGAUCUCAUUGAAUCAUUAAAAGAACAGGCUAUUUCCCAGCAGCUCGACUCGCUUUUGAAGAUGUGCAAGAUGUACGAUUUCCACAACAUUAUCAACAUGAUUCUACCGUUUGAUGACAGUUUUUUUGACGUUUCUAUCUAUGAACCCAUUUCCGAAAAUAAUACGUUCAAUGCCCAGAGUAUAAACUUGAUCAACGAUUCUUUAUCGGAAUAUUUACCAACAGCUGUGAUAGACAUCCAAAACAACCUUCUUAAACUCAACAAUCCGCUUAUAUCGAAUGAUAUUGGCGAGAAUUUGUCGUUAUCAUUCGUCAAGUUCUACCUAAAGUUCAACUUGAUAAUCGAACAGUACUUGGACAAGAAACUCAUAUGGUCUGACACAGAGGCAGCUACUCUUUUAGGGGUCGAAGACGCAUAUGGUGAGAUCAAGAAGCACUUGAACAUGGAUCUUUAG